This is a messenger RNA of Asterias rubens (European starfish), 2703 nucleotides long. RefSeq names its product sushi, von Willebrand factor type A, EGF and pentraxin domain-containing protein 1-like. Bases 63 to 2477 code for a protein of 804 amino acids. Lineage: Eukaryota; Metazoa; Echinodermata; Asteroidea; Forcipulatida; Asteriidae. The transcript is spliced from 13 exons. Gene Ontology annotation, biological process: complement activation; proteolysis. The record is from RefSeq and is a predicted model, not a curated record. Gene Ontology annotation, molecular function: calcium ion binding; serine-type endopeptidase activity. Gene Ontology annotation, cellular component: extracellular region.
AGUAGUUCUGUACUUGUUACAGUGGUGGUAACAUCAUUGAGGUAUUGUUAAGACUGGACUACAUGCGCAUUAAUGCAAUGGCACUUAUUAAUCACCUAACAAUUUGCUUCAUUGUUCUACCAUUGGUUGUGUUUCUGCCUGUCGAGAGUGUUCGUCAAGUUCAAUCGAGACGAGUUUGUUUGCUGGAAGUUUUGGAGAAUGGUUACUACGUUGGCUCCCUUGGUGAAGAGGUAGUGCGCCAUGUCAAAGCUGGGACGGCUGUAGAAGCAAGAUGCAAUGCUGGCUAUUUUCUACGUGGCGACACCCACCGAACAUGUGUCUACCGAACACGGCGGUUCAGGGAAGAUGCGCCAUCGUGUCAAGAUGUUAAUGAGUGUGAAUACAUGUACAUCCAUCCGGUAACCGUUGAGUAUAGUGACUCUUGGACGGAGUCAAUUAGUGGAGCUUCACUUAGUGAGGCGACAUGGGAUUUUGACAUCCCUGUUAUACAAUGUCAUGACAUGGCACAUUGCAAAAACACACCUGGAUCUUAUGAGUGUGAAUGUGAUAGAGGUUAUGAAGGAGAUGGAGUCAAUUCAUGUGAACAAAUUAUUGAAAAGCAAUGCGAACAACUCGAGCCACCACAGCACGGUUCUAUGACGGGUAGUCUAAAGUUCGUUCAAUUUGAAUGUGAGAAGGGUUAUCGUAUCUCUGGAGCCAGGUCUCGACGAUGUGUGAACGGAGUAUGGAAUGGUUUACACCCUAUUUGCGAAGUGAUUGGAUGUGGCCAACCAAGGGUACCGACCAAUGGCUACAUUGAAGGGAGUACAUUUGAUGUGGGUAACUGGGUAAAAUUCCGUUGUAACAAAGGAUAUGAACUUGCUGGAACUGAAAAGCUAUAUUGUCGACCUGGGGAUGGGUACACGUACAAGGACUAUUGGAGUGGAGCGCAACCUUCCUGCAGACGUUACGAGAAAAACCCGGAGUCCAUCGCCGGUAAAAUCAAGACGGAUUUUAUUGACCACUUGGAGGUUUUUACCGUGUCCGGACGAGGCCGGUUGGCUGCUUCUGGUAACGUUGGGCUGGAGCUGGUAUUGGCAUUUGAUAAAUCGUCAAGCUUGAAUCACGUCAAUUUCGAAAGAGGAAUUAACUUCACCAUCAGUCUUGUAAGGCAAUUUGGGGUGUCAAAUAAAACAGGAGGAACACGAGUUGCUGCCAUAUCGUUUGCAACCACUGCUGUCACUGAGUUUACCUAUGGGUCUGAUACGGACACGCUAGAAGAGGUCAUAAAACAUAUAAAAGUUCUUAAGGGUAACCGAGGUGGAGGAACAGCCCUCGGUGAUGCCUUUUUAAAAGUGUUUGAGUUGGUACCUGACAUGCGUAAUGGCUCUAAAAAGGCGCUGUUCAUACUGACGGACGGUGUGGUUACCAUUGGAGAUGAUCCAUCGGCGCUAGCACAGAGUUUAAGGAUAGAUAAAGGAUUUGAAAUCUUUGUGGUGGCCAUAGGUGAAGGUAUCGACCAAAGGCAACUUCGUAAGAUUGCUUCACAACCCUACUCAACACAUAUCUUUCUGCUCAACAAUUUUGAGGAUCUCGCUUCACUUACUGAGAUCAUUUCAGAAAAGGGCCAAGAGUAUAGACGGUGUGGUCAGGCUGGAAACUUGGAAAUACCUCAACUUAGUGCUGACCGAGACAAAGACAGUAACGCCAAUCCUAACGCCUGGCCAUGGCUAGCGCAGAUUAUACAGCUCGAUGAUUCGGGACCAAUCCUCAAGUGUGGUGGGGCGGUUCUUUGUGAAGAGUGGAUCGUUACAGCAGGAAGCUGUGUGUUCGAUUUCGAUACCCAUACCAUUGCUCCAGAAAAGCUACGAGUUCGUCUGGGUGCCUAUGAACUCGGAGUGAAGACAGAAACUCAAAGAGACUUUGACGUGAAAGAGGUGUUCCUUUUCGAUAACUACGAUCCAUAUAAUCUAUUCGGUGACAUAGCUGUUUUAAAACUCAACCAGACGGUGAACCUUACGAGCUCUAUCCGAACACUGUGUCUACCAUUAGGUAGAGAACGUCUGUGGCCAAAGUCUAAUUCCUUGUGUUAUAUCGCCGGUUGGGGGAUCAUUGACCCUUUAAAGGACCAGCCUAGGAAUGACAGCAUGCCCUCAAUAUACCCGAAGCAACUUGAAAUACAACUUGUCAAUGAUGACGUGUGUAAGAGAACGAUGGCACAGUUACACCCUUUCGAUAAACGAAAAAUGUGUGCUGGAUAUAAACUUUAUACUGAAGAUGAAUCUUGUCAAGGUGAUACUGGAUCGCCACUUGUAUGCAAGCAGAUAGAUGGAUCGUGGGGUAUGGCAGGGAUAGUUUCAUACAGUAAGGAGUGUAUGGAAUAUAAUAAGUAUAGCGUCUUUACACGCGUUGGUGAGUAUUCUACUUGGAUCCACGAACUGACGGGCAACUGUACAUCCAAUUACCUAGCAGACUUAACUGUUGGUGGAUUCACUUAGAAACAUACGAAAUGUUAUAAUACUACAGUCGACAAGAUUAUGCCUAGAAUGCUGUAGGCUGUGUACUCGAACGAUCAGAACUUUCUAGAACCUCAACCUCGUACGCAACCCACCCCAGGAAUAAAAGACCUACUCUCUAAAUGUUAAAGAGUAAAAAAACACCACUCUUUACAUUUCGAGUUGUCCCUCAAAUGGCUCUUUAUAAAGAGUGGUGGUUAUUUCACUC